This is a messenger RNA of Lemur catta (Ring-tailed lemur), 295 nucleotides long. RefSeq names its product 40S ribosomal protein S27-like. Gene Ontology annotation, molecular function: structural constituent of ribosome; RNA binding. The transcript has a single exon. Lineage: Eukaryota; Metazoa; Chordata; Mammalia; Primates; Lemuridae. The coding region runs from base 11 to 262 and encodes 83 amino acids. Gene Ontology annotation, cellular component: cytosolic small ribosomal subunit; ribosome. Gene Ontology annotation, biological process: ribosomal small subunit assembly; translation. The record is from RefSeq and is a predicted model, not a curated record.
CACAAGAACAAUGCCACUCGCAAAGGAUCUCCUUCAUCCCUCUCCAGAAGAGAAGAGGAAACACAAGAAGAAGCGCCUGGUGCAGAGCCCAGAUUCCUAUUUCAUGGAUGUGAAAUGCCCAGGAUGCUAUAAAGUCACCAUAGUGUUUAGCCAUGCACAAAUAGUAGUUUUGUGUGCUGGUUGCUCUACUGUCCUCUGCCAGCCUAUAGGAGGAAAAGCAAGGCUUACAGAAGGAUGUUCCUUCAGAAGGAAGCAGCACUAAGUACCCUGCUUGAAUGAAUGGGAAACCAUCCCA